AAAGCUCAUACUAUAACAAAGAAACCCCUCUCUGAGGAAGACUCGCUCCCCUCUGCUGCUCCGCGUCCGUCACUACGUGAUAUCAGCACUUCCUAAGCACAUAAAGCUAUUAUUCCACUCUCCUGCUCUGUCUGGGCUGAUGAAGGGGCGCUGAAACAUCCUGCGCUUGACAUCGCUGAGAAAUGGCAGACGAAUCAAGCUGACACGAACGAGACAAUACAGCGAGCUCUCUAACGAUGGGAAAUCCGAUUCACUUCAGUGAGUCGGUUCGCUCAGACGAUUCAUUUCGGUGAAUUGAUUUUUUCGAGUCACCAUUUAAAAGUGUUCCCAGAAGUCCCGGCGCGGUUUCGCGAUUUUUUUUUGUGAGAAAUAUUUUAGUCAAAUACUGUUAUUUAUUUACUAAAAUUUACCUUUUGUUUCUUCUUCUUUUUUUUUCUUUUUUUUUUGCCAUAUUUUGCAUAAAUCUGUGUUCCUACUUCCACGUCUAGUCUGUGAUUUUCUCAUUGCUUAAAUAUUGUUCCAAUAGUUUCGUUGAUUAUGGCUCCAACUUGUCACCUAGUACACAGUAUAGCCUACUUCAUAAAAUACUAGAAUCAAUUCGAAUGAAUCAAGGAACCGACUCAAAUGAAUGAUUCGUUUAAGAAUCGGACAUCGCUACGCUGUGAACCGAGCGUUGAAUUAUGCAUUCGGACUAACAAGGGAAAGUGAUGCUCAGAGAGGAGGACAGAGGACUCGGAGAAGAUGCAUUAAAAGGGCGAUGAAGUUAUGUGAAGCGGUUUCUCGUCGCAGCGUUAUGUACGCACGUAUGAUUAAUUUAAUAUAGUGUUUUAUUGCUACGCAGUACUACACGGGGUGGAUUUUAUUGCAAAAGAAAACGAUAGCCGAUAUCGGAUGGUCGGAGAAAGGAAGAGAGAGUGAGUGAGACAGGGGGUAUAUGAUUUUAAUGAUGACUUAGAGGCUACAGCGGACCGUCACUUAAUUUUGAAUUACAGCUUGAAUAGCGUGGAACUUCGCAAUUCUGAGGAAAUAAUAAAAAAGCGUUUUAUCCGGUAAAGGAGAGAUGGAUGGAGAAACAGGCAAAGGAAGGGCUCUCUGAUGAAAAGAACAACAUCCCUUUGGACUAAACAAAAAAUGAUGAAUGUGCUUUUUCCUUGACUGGUCCGGCACAACAGAAGGGGCUCCACUUCAAUUAGCGAGGACAUCUGAGGACACUUCUUUCCUAAAGCCAGAACUGAACAAUGACAGUGAACAAUGGCACAUAAUUACAAAUAACUCCUUUUUGUGGCUUUUCAUUCUGAGUGAGGAAGAGAACUCAGAUUUUGUGAGCUUGCGUGCCGUGAAAGAGGAUUUGAAAUACUGGCUUGCAACUGAACUGGUUAGUUGGAAUUCAUAAGGGAUCUUGGGUGAGAUAUCUUAUAGUUUUUCCAUCCUGAGGGCCAUUUUAUUGACACAAAGUGAGCAUAUUAUUGCUGAUUUAAAUGAUUCAAUCACUUCCUGUCACAGAAUCUUUUUACUGAUUGGAUAGUUCUUGCGACUCUCAACUUUCCUGGACAUUCUGCACGGACCGCCAAUCCUCUGGAAUAAAACCGCUCAGGAUGUACACCGUUGCAUCUCACUGAUUCUCAAACAUCAACCCAAUGAGAAGAAGCAUACUCACAGUCUGGCAAACAACAGUCACUCAAACAGCAGGAAAGAAAUCCAGUGAGUCGAUGUGGAGUCCAUUAGCUUUCACUGCCAGAUCUCCCUCAGAGCUGAAACAGCACCUACUCAGCUUUGGUGUCAGAAGGUGAAAGAAAACACACCACAAGUCCAAAGUCCAAAUGGACUUCUGAAUCGUCUUCUGUAAAGAACCAUUAUAUUGGUUGAAUUGUGCUAUAAAAGGCAAGCAGAGGUGAGGAGAGCUUGCUGGUUGCAUGAUGGCUCCUGAAGGUAUAGGGGAGCUUCGAGACUUGCUCUUCUUUCUGCUGCUGUGCUUCACACUGUUGGCUGAGCUACUGGAGAUGACUGCAGCUUCUUCACAGGGAUUGGAUGGUGAAGGUGACAUAGUGUGCCCUUCUGUGUGUCGCUGUGAUGAGGACUUUAUUUACUGCAACGACCGUGGAUUGAGUGCAAUCCCACCUCUACCACCAUCUGCAACUGUCCUUUAUCUUCAGAACAAUCACAUUGACAAUGCAGGGCUUCCUCGGUCCUUGGAGCAUCACACUACUGUGCGUGUUAUAUAUCUCUAUGAUAACGAGCUUGAUGACUUUCCCAUGCAUUUGCCACCUUCAUUAAGAGAGCUCCACCUCCAGGACAACAACAUUAGAGUGUUGCCAAGGACUGCACUUGCUAGACUUCCGCUCCUUGAAAAGUUGCAUCUGGACGACAACUCUGUUUCUACAGUGAGUAUUGAGGACCAAGCCUUUGCGGACAACCCUCGGUUACGUCUCCUCUUCCUUUCCAGAAACCACCUUUCCAGCAUCCCAUCUGGUCUUCCUGCCUCACUUGAAGAGCUCCGUUUAGAUGACAACCGAAUCUCUACAAUUCCCACUCAUGCCUUCCGAGGUUUGUCCUCUUUACGCCGCCUGGUCUUGGAUGGUAAUCUUUUAGCUAAUCAACGCAUAGCUGACGAUACCUUCUCACGCCUGUCAAACUUAACAGAACUCUCCCUGGUCCGUAAUUCACUUCAAACACCCCCACUUAACUUGCCCAGUGCCCAUCUGCAGAGACUCUCCCUUCAGGACAAUAACCUUAUACACAUGCCUCGGGGCUCACUGGAUGGAAUGCGCAGACUACAACGCCUAGAUCUUUCUGGAAACAAUCUGACUACCCUUCCCAGAGGAUUGUUCAGGGACUUGGAGAACCUUGGGCAGCUACUUGUGCGAGGAAACCCAUGGCACUGUGGGUGCAACUUGCGCUGGCUGCAUGACUGGCUUGAGGCAAAGGGGAACACAAUUACCGUGAGAGGCUUUAUCUGCCAGACACCAGAGCGAGUCCGAGACAUGGCGCUUAGAGACCUCACAAAUCAGAUGGAUGAAUGUGAGUUAGCUGGUGCUGCUGGCGGUGGAGGAGUAGGUACAGGGGUUGGCGUUGGUGGUAACAGGGUGAGCGGAGGAGCGGUGGGAGCUAUUUCUACCACUCUUUCUCCCCCUCAAGGGUCCCUGUUCACUCUCAGAUCCAAGCGACCAGGCCUGGGUCUUCCAGAAACAGGGUUGGACUACACAUUAAGCAGCAGUGGUGUGGGCAAGAACCUAGCCCUGAAUGUGAAACCCCUAUCCCAUGACAGCAUCCGUGUUACUUGGAGUGUAGCACAAACAUCUUCUUCCUUUCGAUUAAGCUGGCUUCGCCUAGGAACUAGCUCUGCCAUGGGGUCCAUCACAGAAACUUUGGUUAGAGGUGACCGGCGAGAGUACCUUCUCACUUCCCUGCAGCCUGCUUCCAGCUACAUCAUCUGCAUGGUGCCUCUAGUGUCUAACAGUGGAAGCAGAAGCAGUUUGCCUGGUGGUGACACAGAAUCAAAUGAUGUUCCAGUUUGUGCCAGAACAGAAACGUCUGAUCCCAGCCAGCCUGAUGAUGAACAAGGUGAAGACGAGAGCUCUGAUCAAAUGACUUCUCUUCCACUUGCGGGAAUUAUUGGAGGUGCUACGGCAAUAGUUUCCCUUGCUCUUAUUAUUGCCAUUUUCUGCUGGUAUGGGCACCGUGCAGGGCACCUCGCAUCACGAGACCAUUACAGCCAUAGUGGCUCUCGCAAGAGCAAACACUAUGAUGACUACAUUGAGUCAGGCACAAAGAAAGACAAUACUAUCUUAGAGAUCAGAGGUCCUGGAUUUCAGAUGACACCAAUGGCAACAAGGCAGUCUCUUCAACCCAAACCAGUGCGAGAGGACUACAUUAUACACACCAUCUUCCCCUCGAAUGGCACAGGUCUAUACAAGCCAUCCCAAAACAUGACCAACUCUGGCUAUGGUACCAACCGUGGCUAUAGAGAAGGAGGCAUUCCAGAUAUAGAUUACUCUUACACAUGAUAGCUUUGAUUUAGAAACCAUAAUUAGGAGUCAUGUAUUGCAUAGAUACACAGUUUUUAAUCAACAUGGGCUCUGCAGAAUCCCUUUGUGCCUUCUGGUCUCCAUUACAAUGUAGCCUGCUGUUCAUGAGACUAUAAAACUUUUAAUUGGCCCAGAUGCUUAUAGGAAGCAUUAUAAAUGUGGUGCCAGGAGGCAAUGAUGCCAUUUCAGGUGGUGAUACCAAAUGCUAUUUUCACCUCCCGGUGUAAUGAUCAGUGUCCCUGACAUUGCUGUUUUAUCUCUGGCCGUGCACUGAGGUGGAUUCAAGGGCAGCCCACACUGCAUUCAGCUUACAGACAGUUCACAGAGCUCAAUGCAUAUAUGGCAGAGAGGCAGCCUUCUCAAAGGAAAUAACCAACCUGCUAUACAUUUUAAUAGUUGACUCCUGUGAAAUGAAGGUCCCUGAGUCAAGGAUUUGAUCCAGGAUUGUGAGUCCUGCAUAAAGGAAGAUAACUUUUUUGCUCAGAGAAACUGGAAAUGUGUUGUGGGAUGUGAUCCUUAUGGAAAAUGCAUGGGUUCACAUGCAUAGUUUUUUUUUUGGAGAUAUGAGCUGCAGAACAUGACUACUAUUCCUAUUAAAGAAGGAGUGUCUGGACCAAGCAACGACAUGGCCCCGAAAAACUACAGCAAGGUUUGAAAUGCCUCAAAAACUAAAUUAAUUUGAAAUCUUAUACACUUGAAAGCUGCCUGAUGCUACUAUGAUAACGUCCAACAAGCGUUACGCUGACUGUAUUACUUUCAGACUGGUGUAAAGUUGAGAAGAUGAAUGAAAGGGGUUUAUGUGUCUUGAGAACUUUCAAUUUUUAAAAUUGCAACAGAACCCUGGUGUGUUGAUAGAUACAAACAACGCAAGUUAGAUAUUUGACAUUGUCAUGACUCUGUUCCCUAGUGAUUUUUGUUUCAUUGUUCUUUCCAAAUUUGUUUCACUUAAAUUUUUAUGUUAUAAAGCCCUGCUGAUAGUUAAAGUGAACUAUUCAAAGGUUUUCCUCUAUAACUGAGGUCAGUGAGUUAUCACUUUUCCAUUUUUAAAUCCCCCAAACAACCAAUCAGACCUACAGCAGCCAGACAAGCCAAGCUAUCCCACUAUAUCAACAAACUGUCCCAGUUUACACAAACAUGACAGUCUCACACUUAUUAAAAAUGGGAAUAUGUCUGUAAAAAACUUCAUGGUAACACAAAACUUGCUUGUUUUCAAUAGAUUGUCCCCAGUAAUGUUUUGCACAGAGAGUAAACCAAUGUUCUAUUAAGGUGGACCAUGGUUUGUAGGUUGCUUAGCCACAUUCUUAGCACAAUAUUGCUUAUUUACAUCUCCAAAUGUCACUGAAGAAAAGGAUAUGGCCUCGCUGCUAACCACAGCGGUUGUACUGCUACGAGUUUUAGGAAGAAGAGGGAGGGUGUUAGAGGGAAACCAGGAAUUUGAACCAUAACACUGUGGACCAUCACUGUGGGAGAUAGAGAGUGCAUUAGAAUGUUGUAUAAUUUUGUAAGGUGGAUACAUUUUUGCUGAAAAUUCUUUUUCAUUUAUUUCCUUGUGUAUCAAUUAUCAGUUUGUUAAUGUCUUCAACCCAUUAAUUUAAGCCAACAGCAGGAGAGAAUGCUAAUUAAGGAGCUCUUAUCAGUCAAUUUACACAAAGGUAGACAGCGAGGAAAGGUAUGUGUGUAUUGUACGAAAGACUUUCCCUGAGUCUCUGGACAUUUCUGUUCUGCUCUGCUGUAUUUGUAUUUAUGUAUUUGAGGACUUGUGGAGAAUUUAAGACAGCUUACACUGCCUUGUAUUUUAUGUACUCUUUGGCAAUGUACUGUACUUGUCAAAAAUUGGAAAGGAUGGAUGGAGAGAGAAAGCGAGAGAGAAGUAGAAUGUUUCAAACUGAAAAAUACCAAGAGAUUUUAAAGAUAAAACAUGGAUUUCAUAUUAAAACAGGGGCCUAACCGAAAUGAAGGCCGUGGUGUGAACUGUGCAUGAAAUGUUUUGUCAUCUUUUUGCUGUCUGCUGUUGUGCUGGCGUUUGGUCUUUCUCCUUUCUCUCUGCACAAAGGAUGACUACUAACUUCUGUUUCAGAGACGGAAAUGAAUCAAGACUUCAUGGCAUUUCAGUACAAAUUGGCUUUACAGUCUCACAAUAAGUUUUUCUUUGUAAACCAAAAAUAUCAUUGUGCUUUUAAUGAGCCUUCUUAAAUUUUACCUGUGGGGUUUUCAGACUUUUAUUUAUAGGCCAGUUGAGAGACAACCACCCACUGUUGCCAUUGCUUUGAUAACAUGAAAUUGACAAGAAAUGGACUUACUUUUGAAACACAUAAAAACUGUUUUGGAAAAAUAGUUUACCAGAUUGGUGAAGCAGGAUGUUGAUAAAACAGUCAUUAGGGGCUGCCAAGCUCCAAAAAAGACAAAAAGUCACCAUAAAAGCACAAAAAAAAUAGUCCGUAUGACUCUGAAGACUAUAUUCCAAAUCCUUUGUGUGAGAAACAUGUUGAAAUUGAAUUGUUAUCAAAUCAAAUUCAUGCUUGCACUCAUUCAACCAUGAAGGAAUAGUUCUCCAUCCAUUCUCCAAGCACUUAUCGGAAUAGUUCUCAUACUGUAGAUAUAUGAAAUUAAUGACACAAGAUGCCAUGAGUUCUUGUAUGACUUGUAAUCAAAACUAGCCAAAUUUAACUGAAUGAAGGUUAGUAAAUUCUUAGCUCAUUUUUGGCUGAACUGUUUGCAUUCAUCUCAAAUAUAAUUUGCAACUGCUUUCAAGAGAAUAUUCAUUGCAUCUCAAGAGCACUUGAAACCGGUUAAAUAAACUUAUUUUAUUUCUCAUUAUUACUGUAAUGCAGAUUCAUGCAGCUCUCACAAAGGCAAUGAGAUUGCAGGUUUUGCAACUCUACAGGUGUAAAUGGGGUCUUGCAUUCAACUUCCACCUAUAGAUCGUAUUUUUAUCUCAGCUUGCAGCUGAAAUGUUCAGGCGUUCAUUUCCUGUCUUCACUUCCCCCUCCCAUCUUGAGAAACCUCUUUGAUCUGCCGCCAUUGUUUUCAUUUGAAUUUGCAGCAUGUGCAAAGAAGGAUUACAGAGUCAGUGUGUGUCCUUGCGUGUGUGAUGAUGAUGUUCUUUAGGGCUUCAAAAAUAUGGAGGCGUACAUUAAAAGUAUUUUCUGUUGCAAUUUUUCCUGUCUGUUUUAUUUAAACCAUCUGCAAAUUCGGUAUCUCCUGCCGACUCUGACCAGCAGUUGUUCCACCUGCACCCCAUUAACGCAGAUGUCUCUUUGCACAAGCACACACUCCAACUGUAUAUACGCACGCAUACACAAGCACACACACUCCUUCUGUUGUCACCCCUGAGACAGGAGCUCAACCUGCAUACUCAUUCUGUAAAAUAACAGCAAUUCUUUUCACCUCACACACAACCCGUUCUCACUCCCAAGGCAUCAAAAACUGCUGCUCGAGUUUUUCAUGUCACUACACACAGAUGAUAAAGGUGUCCCUUAGUGCCUUUAUAGCAACAUGGCCAUUAACUCUAUUGCUUUCAGCACAAAAUAUUUAGUGUCGGGUGCUUCCAUACUUGGAUCAGUUGCUUGGUCCGAACCAGAGUUCGAUUUCUCCUCCCAUCCUCCACUGAAUUGUAUUCACACUGUAUAUUUCUUUUAUUCUGAACUGCGGUAUUUGUACAUUAUCAAAGCAGCUGCUGUUUGCUCCUAUUGAUAGGUAAGAACAACGCAGGAGAAUGCAGCAAAAGGAUAGUGAUACUAAUAUUUGAUUGCAUACAGAACUUGAACUGCAGUAAAUCGCUGAGCCAUUUCAAGUUUUGCUGAUGAUACUUGUGUAUUCUUUUGUAUUCUUUUGUCAUCAUUGUGUUUCAGACAUCACCACCUUGAGGAAUAAAGGUGAAUUGCACUUACUAAGUCAUCAGAGAUUCAAUUGUUGCUCAGAAAAAAAAAUUCUUACACUAUUACAUAUCUCGGGUCACUAUACACAUAAUUAGAAAACAGACGUUCUUUUAUCAUUGUAUUUUUUUCUUGUUAUAUUGUUUAUGAAUAGAUUCAGGAAUACUAACAAGGUUGAUGUUUAUAACUUUAAAAAAUUAAGGAGAGGGGAAUUUGGUGAAUGAUGUCCCGGGUCUAUAAAGACCCGAGGUAUGCAUUUAAGGAUUAGUAGUAGUAGUAGUUUUAAUUUUAACUUUAAUUAUGAAUAAUGAAUAACAGAAAUGUAUCACUGUUAUAAAUUACAACUGUUUUGUCAAAUAAAAAAAUGAAUAUGUGAUAUUAUAAAAACAAUUCUAAUACUAAUAUUUAUGUCUUAAAUUUAAAUUUUUUUUACUUCAAAUGUUCAAACUCUCAAGCUUUUAACAUUUCAAAUCAUAAAGCUUUUAUUUUGGUGGAAUACUGGUGGAAUGCUGUAAACUUCUAUCCACAAAAAUUGGUGGAAAUUAUGUGAAUGUGUAAUAUAAUAGCUUUGACAAUCACACUAAGCUACAUUGUGAAUUUCAUAUUUAUUUCGAUUAAUUGUGCAGGAUUGUGUGUAUUUAUUUUAAUAUUACAUUUGAUUCAAUUAAUUAGCUUGUCAUCAUGAAACCCCUGCAGUUCCCUCACGAACCCCCGGGGGGUUGCAAACCUGUCUGGGAAACCCUAUCUAAAGAAAGCAGGAGUCCAUUUCUGCUGAAGGCGAGCAAAAACGAAAUAUAGGCUACAUUCUUGCAGCUUGCAGUGCGUCAGUCCCUCUUCAGAAAAGCGAGUGAGAACACAAACAAAUUUACCAAAUCACAUGUCAUCAAUAGCGGUUCACUCUCUGAUUUAGUACGAUUCCUUUCAUAUCAGCAGUAAACCAUACUGGAGUUCACAUGAACCACACCGCAGACCACCUUUUUAAGUGGACUCGGAUAAAGUUUGCGGGUGCGCAACUGAGUUCAAACAGCAUUCACAUCAUUCAAACGAACCAAACUCUGACUUCAAAUGAAAGUGCUAGUAUGAAAGCCGCCUUAUGAUGUUCCAGAUUUCAAAAGGAAGCUGUAUUAUAAAUUGAUUAAGUAUUUUUGUGCAUUUAAAACUAGAUUUAGUAACAGCUUGCGCCAGCGCAAAACCUCUUUUGGCUUUUAAAAACUACUGUCAGGAUUUACUCAGAAAUGCAGCGUUGAAAAGUUUGUGACAUGUUUUGCGCCAUUAUUUACUACUCAAAAACACAAAUUUUGUGCCUGACACUGAAUUUGCGCAUUCUCAGUAGAUCACCCACAGAACUUUCAACUCCCAUCAGAGAUUUUAUUAGAUUGCGACUGCACACUAAUUUCCCAUAUUUAGUAAAUCUGGCCCUUAAUCAGCUGCUUCUGUAUAUGAAGAAUUCGGAGUGAUGAUAUUUUGGGGUAUUAUUUUCAAUUUGAACUUGGCAGUAGUUGAUGCCUUGAGAGUGAGAGCCUGUCACUCAGCGAUAUCAUCUGAAGGCUUCCACUCAUUCUCUGUCUGUCAUAUGUCACUGGUGCACUCUCAUCUCAUCUCUAUGGCCUUCCACACUGUCAUAACUGAGGCAUCUGGGAAUGGUGUAAUAUGACUCUUUUAUGCUGUCUAAGUGAUGUAAGUGAUGCAAGCAGUUAAUGACCCCUGGCUUAUAGAGUUCGGUUGUGUGCAACAAUAGGAAAACAUUCCCGAUACAAGGCUUCAGUGGAUUUCAAAAUGGAUUUCAUUUCAUUCGCAGUCAGUUUUAUGUUAUGGGAAAAUUACAGUAGAUCCCCCCUCAUAACAAGUUAUGUGGCAGAGCAUGGUACACUAGAGGUAUCAGAUAGUAAUAACAUGGUACUUUGACAUAUACUGGUACUGAAUGAUUAUAACACUGUAAAAAAGGGAACACUAUGUAACUUUUGUCCCUCUAGAGGUUAAAAAACAAAACUUCAUGCAUUUUGCAGAAGAACAUUGUUUUGGUUGAGCUUCGGCUCUGCGUGACUGUGCGGAUCCUGCUGCUCAUAAAACAUUCACUGCUAGGCUAAAGAGAUAUAUAACCAGUUUAGAUGGAAAGGAUCUCAAGCUGACUAGCUGAAGACAUUACUGUAGCUUUACUCGUUAAUAGACACGCUACUUCCUUGAAAAUAAAUUCCAGCACAGCGCUACAACAACCAUAAUGAAAUGACCCCUCACAAUAGAUAAUGCUACAAAGAACUCUUUUAGAGAGCUACAUAUGACAAUUUAUCUGUUGAGUAAAACGCCAAAUAAAAACGUCAUGUGUGCAUUGCUUUUACAGCAUUUCUAAUCCCUUGAUUCUCAUCAUCUCCAAAAAGUCAAGACAAUGUUGAUUCUUGUUUUAUUACAAGCUUUGUCACGUUCUCUUUUAACCAGCAGACUCCUCUGUUCGGUGUUUUUUUAAAAAAUGGGGGAUUAAUAAACACUUAUAAUAGGCUUACCAUAGUGAAUCAUGGUAAGACAAAAACACGUUUUAGAAAAAAAGAAUUGAUGAUGUAUUGACUUUAAUUUUUGUUAAUUGUGAACAAAAAAAGUUACAUAGUGUACCUUUAAAACAAGAAAAAGAAAAAAAAUGCCAAUGGGGGACGCCAAAUCAAAUUUAUUCACAACAACAACAAAAAAAGACUGUAUUCAUCAGUUUAGUAAAUUUAUGGUUUAAGGAUGUUUAGAUACUUUUUUUUUUACAGGAAAACAUGACAAAAUACUGAUUAAGAUGGUUUAAAUCAUUUUUGUGUAGUGUAUAAAGCACCAUGGUAUUACAUUUUACCAUUAUUAUUAUUAUUAUUAUUAUUAUUAUUAUUAUUAUUAUUUACUGACAUUAAAAGCAUGAAUAAAAUGGUUCUAUACUUUUUAUUUGUUGCCCCUAUAUUUACAACAAAACCAGCAAAUAUGUGUUGUGGUAAAUACUGUACUGAAUAGUGCUGUACCGAAAACGUGUAACAUUCAGUCCAGUUUACUUGAUAAUAGUGUUAUUGUGUUAUCAUAAUGGAACUUUCAAGACGCACAAAAAAAAUCACAUUUUUUUCUUUUUUUUUUCUUUGCAAAUAUAGUAAAUGUAACUUACAAUGAACUAAACCCCUAAUUAUUGUUAAAGUUGGCAGUAUACCAGAUACACAGUGCACACAAAUACAUCAUACUUUUUAAUUCAAUCCUUAUCAUUUUGUUAUAUUUACUACAUUUUUGUCCUUAUUUUUCAGACUAAGAGAACCCCUUACUGUUUCUCAUGUUUGAUGCAUAUUUCAUUGUAUGAACUGCUGUUGGAUAAUAUCAUCAGAGCAAACAAAUGCUGCUAUCAUUACUUAACAAACAAAACCUGAAACCCCAAGUGAAUCACAUUGUUAUGUUUUAGUUCUGUUCUCUUAAGUGUUUUUAAAAGUAGUAGGUAUGAGGUCACUGACUGUCUUAUGAUUGUUUAUUUGUCAUCUCACCAAGCAAGAGAAAAACAGUUUUAUGAAUGUCUUUUUUUUUGUAGGUUGCAGCUUUUGAAAAUAUGACUCUCUCUUUCUCUGUCAAGCUGUGUGAUAAAAACUCAGAGACAAAAACACACAAAAAAACAAAAAACAAAAAAACAACAACACUAUUUUGUAUAAAGUAUGUUUUUUUUUUCUAUGUGAAUAAAGGCAAAUGUAUUGAAA
This is a messenger RNA of Ctenopharyngodon idella (grass carp), 11592 nucleotides long. RefSeq names its product fibronectin leucine rich transmembrane protein 1a (gene flrt1a). The transcript has 3 exons. Gene Ontology annotation, molecular function: protein binding. NCBI's taxonomy places the organism in Eukaryota, Metazoa, Chordata, Actinopteri, Cypriniformes, Xenocyprididae. The record is from RefSeq and is a predicted model, not a curated record. The coding region runs from base 1914 to 4004 and encodes 696 amino acids.